This is a messenger RNA of Helicoverpa armigera (cotton bollworm), 2849 nucleotides long. Its product is annotated as toll-like receptor 13. Lineage: Eukaryota; Metazoa; Arthropoda; Insecta; Lepidoptera; Noctuidae. Gene Ontology annotation, molecular function: transmembrane signaling receptor activity; protein binding. The transcript is spliced from 8 exons. The record is from RefSeq and is a predicted model, not a curated record. The coding region runs from base 266 to 2530 and encodes 754 amino acids. Gene Ontology annotation, cellular component: plasma membrane. Gene Ontology annotation, biological process: toll-like receptor signaling pathway; immune response; inflammatory response.
CAAAAACAUUGGCUGCGAUAUACAGAUUAUAAUAAAAUUUAUCACACGAAACUCGUGCAAAAAUAUAUUUGAAUAAAAAACUAUUAUUUUGUACCUAAAUAGUGUGUGUUUUAGUGAAAGUGUGUAAUUUAGUGCAUAGAUAAUUAAGUGUUAUGUGUUUUUUUCGAAAUAAGUGUAGUGUUUUGUGACCAUGUGAAGGAAUUCAGUGUUUAAUCCUGAAAUUAUGACGCAGUUAAGACUAUUUUGUGUCAAUUGAUAAAUUGCCAUGAUUUUCAAGGUAUUCAUAUUCUUCAGCUACUUUCUACCAUGUCUGUGCGGGCAUGGGCACCCGCCCAAACCUCCCAAAUGUCUCUCAGGCUACAUGACGGAUGUUCAGAACUGGGUCGACGAGAACGGAAGACUGAUACCAAAACCAGGCGACUCAGACAAUGUGAUAGACCUCUCCACUACAACGAAUCCCGUGCAAGUUCUGAACGAGAAGAUGAACCUGUUCAGACGACGCAGAACCGUCAGAUACCUCAGCCUGGCCAAGUGUCAACUCACUAGAGUGCCACCGAUCUUCCAACUCCGGGACAACGAGAUGAGGCCGCUAGCUAUGAUGUUAGAGUACAUGACACUAUUCGGUAAUAACUUCCUCGGCAUGAGCACCGCUGGUGAACACUACACUUUAAGUUUCAAUGCUACGGGGACGACGGUUAUGAAUCUAAGCAAUUCUCCGCAAAGACAGGUCGUCAGCGUCUGGUCAUCAGGCUUCACAGCGGUCAACUUCCCGAACCUAAAAGAACUGGAUUUAAGAUCUUGUUCAAUACAGACCUUAGAAAAAAACCUCUUUAGAGGAAUGCCAAACCUAACAGCAUUAUACAUUGGAGAGAACGAAAUCCAUUUCAUAUCAUCUUCUGCAUUUUAUGGUCUGAGAAACUUAGUACACCUAGAUUUCAGUAGGAACGAGGCCUUCGACGAAAAUGGGAAUCCGAAGAAUCUAGCUACAGAUGACUAUUUAGUCUUCAACUAUUUGGAAAGUUUAGUCUCUUUAGAUUUGUCACACACAAAACUGACACUAAGAAACUUGGGGAUGUUGAAAAGUUUAGGCAAGAGUGUGAGAAGUUUGUCCUUAUGUGAUACUGGGUUAACCGUUCUUCAAGAUGGUAUAUUCAAUUCUACAUCUUUGCACGUGCUAGAUUUAUCACGAAACAGUGGUAUUUUGAACAACCAAAGACCUUUGAGAGGUCUCGAAGACACACUACUCGCGUUAUACGCCCGAGAGGUUAACUUACAGAGGAUAGAUCAAUUUCAAAAUUUCUCAAAUCUUUUAGUACUACAGCUUGCUGGUAAUGAAAUAAACACUGUAGAUUUGGAAACUAUCAGAACUUUAAAAGCCUUAAAAGUGCUAAAUUUGAAUAAGAAUAGACUGAACUCUUGGUUUGAACCGACAUUUUCUUUGCUGCCAAACCUACAUUUGCUGUCGCUUCAGGACAAUAAUAUAAAUGUUAUAACUGAACAAAUGAUUGCGGACUUGAUCAACGUAAACUAUUUAGCACUGUCAGGAAACUUUAUGGUCUGCAACUGUCACGCGAAAGACUUGUACAAAAUGGCUGCUAAGAACGAAAAAAAUAAUACAGAAGACUUUAUUGAUUUACCAGAGGAAUUACUGCAUCGUAACAUAUACAGUUAUUACAACGAUUUAAUCCAAAACAGAUCUAAAGUUGGCUUAGAAGACUGUGAGGAGCUAUGCUUUGAUGAUAUUGGUCAUUCAGGUUCAUUCCGACUCUUAGAUUAUUACCCAGAAGCUUACGUAUGUCUUCAAGUACCAGAAAGCAAGACUAUAUUUAUCUCCGAUGUAUAUAGUUGUGGCAGAUUGGCAAGAGAAAUAAACUAUGAGCAAGAAUUGAAUGGAAGUAGGAAGAAGCUACUGGCGUUGCUGAUAAUACCGUGUGUUUUACUACCAGUGGCUUUGAUCUUUGUGUUUAGAAGGCGUAUCAAGUACUUCUUUAUAACGAUGAGGAAUUCCGCCAUGUUGAGUCUGAUUAAUAAGAAAGAUGCUGUAGAUGGUAAGAACAACACAAUCUUCAACUACGAUGUUUUCGUAUCUUACUGCAACGAGGACCGGGGAUGGGUGCUCGACCAUCUACUUCCUCACAUGGAGGCCGAGUGCAGCAUCAGUGCUUGUCUACAUGAGCGGGACUUUCUAGUAGGUCUCUCAAUCCUGGAGAACAUAGUAUCGUGCAUGGACCGCUCCAGGUCGAUCAUGCUGAUCCUGUCGCAGCGGUUCUUGCUCAGCCAGUGGUGUCAGUUCGAGAUGCAUUUGGCGCAGCAUAGGCUUCUGGAAACUCGCAGAGAAGAUUUAACCCUGAUUCUUCUAGAAGACAUACCGCGCCGUCUUCGACCGAACACCCUGCACUACCUCAUGAUGACCAAGACCUACAUAGUAUGGCCGAAAGACGAAUCCGAAAGACCAGUCUUCUGGAAAAGACUUAAGAAGACCUUGAUAGCCCAAAAGAACAAACCCACAGAAAAUGCGUCUCUUGCUUAAAGUAUUUUUUGGAUGUAUUUGGGGAACUGAAAAUAAAAUAAAAUGCGAACUUAUAUAGGGUGUUACAUAAAAAUUGAGAUGAAUCACUCUGUAUCAUCCCGUGGAAGUCGCCAAAAGAAGUCAUUUGAAGUCGAAGUCAAAGAUUGAAGUUUUAUAGUAGACAUUGAUAAAGGUUUUUAGAUCUAAGUCCGUAAAAUAAUAAAUAAUAUUAAUUAAACUUAAGAUCUUGGAUAUAAGAAUAAAUUAUAAUAAAAAGGCAACUAUGCAAUUGUAAAUCUGGCACAAUAAUAUAUUUUUGUAGUUUAACAUUCAUACAAAA